CUGAGCAGAACGCAAAAUGCUAAAACUUUGUUUGCUGCUGUGUUGCGCGUGGCACUUGGCGCUGGCCAAUGUGGCACGUCCUUAUGCGAGCAACUAUACCACUGAUAUACUGCGUCUGUCCAAGGCAGCGGCUAUGAAGGCUUAUCUAGGCGAUGGCGAGCAGCGUCCCUGCAAUAAUUUCUACAAGUUUGCAUGCGGCAAUUGGCCGCGUUUGCAUCCAGCGAAGCUGAACAGUCGCAAGACCAACUAUCUGGAGGAGCUGCAGGAGCUGUUUGUGCUCAAGAGCGCGUACAUGCUGCAGCAUGCGACGCGUAGUGUGGACACAAGCGCUGAUCGCACGCUCAAGAGUUUCUACAGCACGUGCUUGGAGCAGGCGAAUAAUACGCGUGAGGCGUUGAAAACGCUAAUGGAGGUUACCGAUUUUCGCGGCGGCUGGCCAGAGAUACGCGUGCCGUCUUGGUAUAACUACGAAUACGAUUGGCUGCAGCUUAUAGCCAAGCUAAAGCGUCAGCUGGGCGUUGAUAUAUUGAUCGGCUUGGAUGUUGUGCUGGACUACAAGGAGGAGAAUCAGCAUCGCUUAAAGCUGGGCGCACCGCAGCUGCCGCUGGGACAACGUCGUCAUUAUCUUGAUGCAGCUCAUCAUGAUGCACGCGAGCGCUACGAGCAGCGCAUAGUGGAAAAGCUGACGCGCUACUUUCCCGAGCAGUCAGCGCAAUGGCGCAGCGAGCUGGCCGCACAGGUUUUAAGCAUUGAGCAGCAGCUGGCGCGUGGCUUGCCACACAAUGCGGCACUGCCAAUGGAGCAAACCACAAGAACACGCACAGCAGCUGAGCUAAAGAAUGCAUAUGGCAGCUAUAUCGACAUUACGCGCUAUUUGCAUUAUAUAUACAACGAUACGCUCAUUAUAGAUAUAUAUGAAACGCCUGAGGACUAUUUGUAUAAUCUGGUGGAUGUUAUCAAAAGCACGCCCAAGCUGCAAUUGGCCAACUACACCAUGUGGCGUGUGCUGGACACACUCGAUGAAGCGCGCGUGCCUUGGACUAUGCAGCAAGGACACUGGUGCGUGCAGCUUGUGCGCAAGUAUUUCCCCCUGCAGCUGGAGAGCUUGUUCCAGCGCAACUACAACAACAUGCAAAUGGUCAACGAGCUGCAGUCCACCUGGGCGGACAUUAAGCGCGUGUUCCGUGAGGAUUUGCAGGCUUCAACUGAGCUGCAUUGGCUUACGCUCGAUACGCGUCAACGCGCCAUAAACAAGCUCGAGUCCAUGGACUUGCAAAUGCGCAAUCAUGACGAUGCGGAGCUUAUCAGAGAGCUGCAUGGACUGCAUUUGCGGCGUGAUCAGUUCUAUUGGAAUCUGGUGCAGGUGCUGCAAUGGCGCACGGAGCGACAUCUGCGCAAGCUGCUUACAGAGCCCAAGGCCACAGAUAAGCUGUACAAGCUGCCGCACUAUGAGCUCAGCAGCAACAAGAUACACAUACCCAUCACCUUUAUGCAGGCGAGAUUCUUCUGGGAUGCCGCCUAUCCCACUGCACUGAAGUACGGCACGCUGGGCGUGCUGCUGGCGCGUCAAAUGCUGCAUGGCUUUGAUGAUGUGGGACGUCGCCACGAUGCGCAUGGCUAUCGCAACAAUAUGUGGGACUUGAGUUCGGAAACUUCCUAUGCCAGACGCACGCAGUGCUUCCAUGAGCAGUACGCUGUGUUUGUUGAGCACCAGCACAAGCCUGUGCGUGAUAAGGACCUAAUGCGUCGCAUUGUGGCCGACAAUGGAGCACUGAACAUUGCCUAUCGCGCUUAUGUUAAAUGGCUUAAGAACUCUGCGGAGUCUGCAUCGCUUUAUCAGCGCGAAAGUUUGCCCAUUUUGGAGCAUAACCAUAAUCAGCUUUUCUACUUGGCCUAUGCUCAGUUGUACUGCUCCGACUAUCCCGAGCAGCUGGAGGUGUUUGAGGAGCUGCCCGAGCAGCUGCGUGUCAACACUGCGUUGUCCAAUGCGCAGUCCUUUGCCAAUGCCUUUGACUGCUCCAGAGGCGACAAGCUCAACGCUCGCUUCAAGUGCGUGGUCUUCUAAUCGAAAUGCAUUCACUACAUUUUUUAUAAUCUACGCACACACACUCACUAAUAUAUUGCGCUAAUUGCAUUGGGUAAUCGAGCAUUUAUCUAUAGCCUAAAAAUAGCUGAACCCAACUUGACUUUAUUCAAUUUGUCAAUUAAGCAAAUAAAUGCAGCUAAAGUGCACAACACGCUUUGCUACCAAACUAAAAACAACUUUAUUAAAUUUUUUCUAUUAAACAUUGUUGCAAAUAU
Drosophila busckii is the source of this 2301-nucleotide messenger RNA. Its product is annotated as membrane metallo-endopeptidase-like 1. Bases 17 to 2065 code for a protein of 682 amino acids. The record is from RefSeq and is a predicted model, not a curated record. The transcript is spliced from 2 exons. Gene Ontology annotation, molecular function: metalloendopeptidase activity. Gene Ontology annotation, biological process: protein processing. Gene Ontology annotation, cellular component: plasma membrane. Lineage: Eukaryota; Metazoa; Arthropoda; Insecta; Diptera; Drosophilidae.